GGGUGGGGGAGGGGGCGCGUCUCGGCGAGUCACGUUGAUGGCGGCCACCAGCCUGUGGUGAGCUAGCGGAUUCUCUGCUUGUCUCGCAGAGCCCCUCGUGCCUCCUGCAGACUCAGUGGCCGGCGUUGGGCGCGUGAAGAAGCACGGCGGCCAGAACUCGCGAGGAAGGCCGCAGUCGCGGAGGGAGCGGCGCGGCCUGGGCCCAGGGCUGGGGGAGAGGCCGCUCCGCAGGGCGAAUGUGACAAGCCCCCACCCCCACCGCCUUCCUCCCGAGUGCGCGAGGAGCGCGGGCGACCCCGGGGCCCCGCCAGGCCACAGACCCCGCCCAGCGGCCAGCACCCGGAGCAGGCCCGGCAGCGGAGCUGCGCCCUGGCACGAUGCUGGUCACUCUGAAGACCCUCCAGCAGCAGACCUUCAAGAUCGACAUCGACCCCGACGAGACGGUGAAGGCACUGAAAGAGAAGAUUGAAUCUGAAAAGGGGAAAGAUGCCUUUCCUGUAGCAGGUCAAAAAUUAAUUUAUGCAGGCAAAAUCCUCAAUGAUGAUACUGCUCUAAAAGAAUAUAAAAUUGAUGAGAAAAACUUUGUGGUGGUUAUGGUGACAAAACCCAAAGCAGUGACAACACCAGCACCAGCUACAACCCAGCAGUCAAAUCCUGCCACCACUACCACAGUUAGCUCCUCCACAGCUCCAGCUGUGGCUCAGGCCCCAGCCCCUGCUCCCACUCUGGCUCCCGCUCCUUCCCCUGCAUCCGUCACUCCAGCACCAACGACAGCAUCUUCUGAACCUGCACCUACUAGUGCAGCGCAACCAGAGAAGCCUGCAGAAAAGCCAGCAGAGACACCAGUGGCUACAAGUCCAACAGCAACUGACAGUACAUCAGGAGAUUCUUCUCGGUCGAACCUUUUUGAAGAUGCAACAAGUGCACUUGUGACAGGUCAGUCUUAUGAGAAUAUGGUAACUGAGAUCAUGUCAAUGGGAUAUGAACGAGAGCAAGUGAUUGCAGCCCUGAGAGCCAGUUUCAACAACCCCGACAGAGCAGUGGAGUAUCUUUUAAUGGGGAUACCCGGAGAUAGAGAGAGUCAGGCUGUGGUGGACACCCCUCCUGCGGUCAGCACUGGGGCUCCUCCGUCUUCGGUGGCGGCCGCUGCGGCGACUACGACGGCAUCAACAACCACAGCGAGCCCUGGAGGACAUCCUCUUGAAUUUUUACGGAAUCAGCCUCAGUUUCAACAGAUGAGACAAAUUAUUCAACAGAAUCCUUCCCUGCUUCCAGCAUUGCUACAACAGAUAGGUCGGGAAAAUCCUCAAUUACUGCAGCAAAUUAGCCAGCACCAGGAGCAUUUUAUUCAGAUGUUAAAUGAACCAGUUCAAGAAGCUGGUGGUCAAGGAGGAGGGGGUGGAGGUGGCAGUGGAGGAAUUGCAGAAGCCGGAAGUGGUCAUAUGAACUACAUUCAAGUAACGCCUCAGGAAAAAGAAGCUAUAGAAAGGUUAAAGGCACUAGGAUUUCCUGAAGGACUUGUGAUACAAGCGUAUUUUGCUUGUGAGAAGAAUGAGAACUUGGCUGCCAAUUUUCUUCUACAGCAAAACUUUGAUGAAGAUUGAAAGGGACUUUUUUUUUAUCUCACACUUCACACCAGUGCAUUACACUAACUUUGUUCACUGGAUUGUCUGGGAUGACUUGGGCUCAUAUCCACAAUACUUGGUAUAAGGUAGUAGAUUGUUGGGGGUGGGGAGGGAGGGAUCUAGGAUAUAGGGCAGGGAUAAAUACAGUGCAUGUCUGCUUCAAUUAGCAGAUGCCGCAAAUCCACACAGUGUGUAAAAUACUAUACAACCAAAAAUCAGCUUUUGCAGGUCUUUAUUUCUUCUAUAAAACAGUAGGUAAUUUUUCCUAGGUUUCACUCUUUUUAGUGUACUAGAUCCAGAAAUUUAGUGUAAUGCCCUGCUUUAUAUUUCUUUGACUUAACUUUGGUUUCAGAAAGAAUCUUUGCUACCUAGAAUUUACAGUCUCUAUUUCAUGGCAACACUGGAUAAUGGCUUUGUGAAAUUGAAAAAAUUUUGGAGCAACUGUAAGCAGAAAUGCCAAAUUAUUGAUGGUUAUUGUUGCUGCUUCAAAUACGUAUUGAAUUAAUGUGUAAGAAAGCCCAUUCUUUCAUGUUAAAUACUUGGGGUGGGGGAGGAAGAAGGGGAACCUUUUCUUAAAAUGAAAAUAAUUACUGCUAUUUUAAAAUUUCUUGAUCAUCAAAUGUGAGACCCUUCUAACAUGAUUUGAGAAGCUGUACAAGUAUAGGCAGAGUUAUUUUCCUGUUUACAUUUUUUUUUUUUGGUUUGUUUUGGGAAGAAAUUGGUAGUUGUCUAAUUACUGUUUACUUCAUUGUUAUAUUGCAGUAAAAGUUUUAAAGCCACCAUUGCAUGUUUGCUUUUGAUGUAUCCCUUUGUAAAAUUAGCACUUUGGGGCCAAUGGAGAAAUGCAGCAUUCACUCUCCCUCUCUUCCCCAUCCCUCUGCAGAAAUGUGUUUGUCAGUAAGUCGUGAGUUCAAAUUGCUGCCUUUUUUUAAACCCACAAAAUGCUGAUUCAGUUCAAAAGUAAUGCAAAUGUUCCAAAACUGGGUUUCUGAUAUUUGUGUUUUUCCUUAUUAGAUAAGAAUGUAUGACCAUUAAAGUCAUUAGGAUUAUAUUACUUUCAAAAAGAGGAGGUGGACAAAAGUAUAAUCCAGCAUCUUUUAUUGCAUUGGAAAGACUGGCGGAAUCUUCUGGAAGGGUUGGGAGAUGUAGCUGGAAAAGUACUUUGGAAAAUAUACAAUCAAGAAUAUCUCAUGGCAUAUUAAAAAAAAAUCUUAAUAGCAGUGUUGGCUUUUAUUUGGAUUUUUUUCAACUCUGUUUUUUAUUAGAAUCUCCUUCAUUGGCAUUACUAUUUGAUCGUAAAGAGGGGGAAUAUGUCUACUUGUUGUUUUUCAGAUAUUUUUUCCUCAAUAUAAACAAGACUGUUUAAAGGAAUUAUUUUUUCCCCUACCAUCUGAUACUGAGUAAAUGAAUUUGCACAGAUUUCUCCCUGCGUAAUGUUUUGCAAUAAUCCUUAGCAAAGUUUGGGGAUGACUUUUAAGCUUUCACGUCAUGCACUCGUACCUGUCUCUCACGAAAAUAAAUGAGACCAUGGUUUCUCCCCACAGUGUUAUCA
Messenger RNA from Zalophus californianus (California sea lion), 3177 nucleotides. It is a transcript of the gene RAD23B, whose product is annotated as RAD23 homolog B, nucleotide excision repair protein. The record is from RefSeq and is a predicted model, not a curated record. Gene Ontology annotation, cellular component: nucleoplasm; cytosol. Gene Ontology annotation, molecular function: ubiquitin binding; polyubiquitin modification-dependent protein binding; damaged DNA binding. The coding region runs from base 378 to 1604 and encodes 408 amino acids. The transcript has 10 exons. Lineage: Eukaryota; Metazoa; Chordata; Mammalia; Carnivora; Otariidae. Gene Ontology annotation, biological process: proteasome-mediated ubiquitin-dependent protein catabolic process; nucleotide-excision repair.